AUUCUCCGGUUUUGCUUACAGAUUGAACUAGAGAAUCUCAAUAGCGCUACCGAUGAAAUUAAUAAGCUCGAAAUCGAAUUGGAGGAGGCGAACUCAACGUUUCGCAUACUGCUGAAUGAGUCGACGCGCCGCUUGAAGCUCUCCUCCAAGAAGCUAGGCAACUGCAUUGAGAAGGCGCGCCCCUACUAUGAGGCGCUGGAGAAGUUGCGCGAGGCGCAAAUCGAAUGCCAGCAGGCGGCGGUCAAAUUCCAGCGAGCGAAUGAAAUCCAUGCAGCUGCCAAGGAGACGGUGGCCUUGGCCGAGCAGCGCUUCAUGUCCAACUCGCACGAGUGGCAGUUCGACAAUGCCUGGCAGGAGAUGCUGAAUCAUGCCACACAGAAGGUGAUGGACGCGGAGAAGCAGAAGGCCGACUGCCAUGCCGAGCAUCAGCGACGCACGCGGCUCUUUCACUGUGCCGAACAGAAGCUGCAGCAGCUCGAGGAUCGGUUCAGGCGCAGCAUCAACAAGUCGCGUCCGUACUUUGAGGAGAAGCAGGUGUGCCAGGAUCAACUGCAGACACAGAAGAAUCGCAUCCAGGAGCUGCAGCAGCAGGUGAGCAACGCCAAGGCGACCUACUCGACGGCCUUGCGCAACUUGGAGCGCAUCAGCGAGGACAUACACAGGCAGCGCGGCGAUUAUCCAGCGAUGAGCGGAUCUCCGCCGCCGCCCGGGCCACGCGAGCCGGGUGUGGGCGCUGAACUGAAUACACCCACCUCCAGUACUUUGCCAUCGCUGCCUGACUUCCAGCUGGAGCUGGAGAAGUGCGACUUUCCAUCGAUAGCGGGCAGCCAAAUGUCGCUGGGCGGCGGCACAGCCGCCACGGCGUCGGCCGUGGAGACAGAGGACGAGGCCGAGGAGGACAAUGUGUGCGACUACGAUGAGAGCGGAUUGGGCAACGAGCUACGCGGCGUAGUCGACGAGCGUCAGUUGGAGGCGUUACGUCAAAAGGUCAAAAUACUCGCAGUGCGACCCAUCGAGGGCGGCGACGGUCAGCAGCAGAACGAUGUGUGGGAGCACGAACUGAAGGCCACGGUGGAUAAGCUCGAUCAUCUGAUGAUGCUUAAGGAGGCAGCGAAACACCAGCAAAAUGUGCGAGCCAAGUCCACAGAGCUUCGCCCAGACUCACUGGGCGCCGAGGCACUGAAGCGCCACACCGAUGUGGACGACGUGGAUGCCAGGGAUGUGGUCAUCAAGAUCAGCACCAGCGCCGUGCCCACAGUAUCGAUUACCCACAGCCUGCCCGUCACGCCGCAGCACCAGCCCGGCAGCAAUGCGAGUUCGAUCAAGAAGCUGCAGCAGCAGCUGGCGCCACUGCCAUCCGUGAAUGUGUCCAUGCGGGAGCUGCCGCUGCUGGCGCGACUCUCGAAUGAGCUGUUGGACCGCAGCAGCGCUGCCAUGGGCAGUGUGCGUAGGCAACUGCGACGUCGCUCUCUCGAAUAGCAGCAGCAGCAACUGCAACAGAGGCAGAGGCAGCAACAGCGGCAGCGACAGCGACUCUUUGAAUUAAAUUAAAAGUUUGUUUAUAUUAAAUGAAUUGUGAAAUGCCGUGAAAAUAUGGAGUGAAAAUGAAUGAAACGCAUUUAGUUCACACACUGAGAAUAUUUUGAGUACACAUACAUGCUUAAAUACAUAGCAUAAAUACAUUUAGCAUAUAUAUUACAUCUAUUUUCGUAUAUAUUAAAAUAUCAUAAAUGUUUAUUAAACGUUGAGUGUCCUGCGUAAUGUAAUGAUUGUCUCUCAACUUGUUAAUGUAUAUCAAAUAAUUACUUUAUGUCCUCUUUUUAUGUGAUUGCAAAACGAAAAUUUUUGUGCAAAUUUCUAAAAAAAAGAACAGGCACUAAACAAUAAGCAGCUUUAAGUUAAUGUUUAAAACAAAAAGGGAGAAAAAACAUCAGAAACAACAAAAGUAAAUAACGCAACCUACUAAUUAAAGAGCAAAUGAUAAAAAUGGGCACAUGCACUAAAUAGUUUAGCCUAAAAUAACACAAAA
Molecule: messenger RNA, 2029 nt
Organism: Drosophila navojoa
Lineage: Eukaryota; Metazoa; Arthropoda; Insecta; Diptera; Drosophilidae
Gene: pcs
Product: SH3 domain-binding protein parcas
Biological process (GO): intracellular signal transduction
Cellular component (GO): cytoplasm
Molecular function (GO): protein kinase inhibitor activity
Source: RefSeq, a predicted model, not a curated record